AAUUCGAAAAAAAAAAGCCCUCUACUUCAAUAACCUAAAAAGCAAAAGUCACUGCGUGACUGGCUACGUUGAUUUUUUUCUUUUAUUCUUCUUUUCUUCAACUUUUUGUGUUAAAGCGCGUUAAUUGUACAAUAGAUAGAAUAUGCUUUUUGAAAAACCAAAACAUCAUCACCAUCAUCGUAUAAGUGAAUUUCAGGCAGUUAUUCUCGGAGGUUAUGGUAGUAGCAAUAGACUUUAUCCCAUUUCAGAAGAAGAUAACUUACCAAAAGCUUUGCUUCCUGUUGGAAAUAAACCGGUGAUCUCAUAUACGUUAGAAUGGCUUGAAAAAGCUGGUGUGAAUGACAUCAUCGUUGUUAUUCAAGCUACGAGUAAUUCACCACAAAAACUUUCAGCCUAUCUCAGAACAUAUCCUGGUAAUGUGCAUUGCCAAGUUGUUAGUGUUGAUGAAGAUGAUGAAACUGCAGAUGCUUUAAGAGCCAUUAAAGAUAAAAUUGAUAGAGAUUUCAUUGUUGUUCCAUGUGAUCUUAUUACAGAACUUAAUCCUAAAGAAUUAUUUGAUGCACAUAGAGUUAAUGAUCCUACAUUCAGUGCAUUAUUUUAUGAACCUGGCUCAACUGAAAGUGCUAGCAAAGAUGAAGAUCUUUUGCCUUAUGUUGGUAUUGACCCUACACGUAAUGCACUUGUUUAUAAGGCACUCCGUUCUGAAGAUGAAGAUUUCUCCAUGCGUUUAUCUUUAUUAAACAAAUUUCCAAAAGUUAGAAUUCAUACCAACUUGCAAGAUGCUCAUUUAUAUAUUUUUAAAAAAUGGGUUUUGGAUAUUGUUGUGGAUAAAGAAUACAUUACAAGUAUUUCUAAAGAUUUGAUACCUAUGCUAGUGAAAUGUCAAUAUCAGAAGAAGUUAGUUGAAAGAGAACAAAUUACAAAAUACUCAUCCACUUAUCAUGAUUUAUUUGCAAACGCACUUUCGUUAUCUACAACGCAAACAGCUGAUAUGGAAGAAGAAAUAGUAAAGGAUGAUCCUAUCCAUUCGAGCUUUAAGAGUCCUAUAAAGACCUAUGUUCAUAUAUAUCGUGGAGGUUUUUGUGGUCGUGGUAACACAACAGCUAGUUAUAGUGAACUGAAUCGUUAUGCAACAAAACAAGGAGCAUUGAUUACUCGUGUGCCCAUAAGUUCAGAAGUUGCACCUAGAACUCAAGUUGGUAACGAUUCAGUUAUUGGAGAAUACACAAAGAUUGAUGAAAGGUCGUCAGUCAAGAAAUCGUGUGUUGGUUCACAUUGUAUUAUUGGAAAGAAUGUAAAGAUUGCUAAUUCAGUUAUCAUGGACCAUGUGGUUAUUGGUGAUAAUGUUAAGAUUGAUGGUUGUAUUAUCUGUAAUAAUGCGAAUAUCCAAGAAAAAGCCUCUUUGAAGGAUUGUGAUGUUGCUGGCGGUUAUAUUGUUGAUAAAGAGAGUCAAUUAAAGGGAGAAAAAUUAGUUGCUUUUAGAGAAGCUAUUUAAUGUUGUGCAAUAAAGGAUUUAUUUUAUUAUCAUCUAUAAAGUAAGCUUAGCUUGUGCGUCUUUUGAUGUAGUGAAGAAUAUGUAACUUUUGUGUAUCCCUCACUGUUUAAUGGUGUAACUCUAUUUUUUUUUUUCUCAAAUGACUUGUAGAACUUUAUUAUUCUCCCUUGUUUUUAUUUGUCUGUUUAUUUAUUUAUUUCUGCUGCUGCAUAAAUCCUUUUUAUAUUUUUCUUUUGUGUU
This is a messenger RNA of Cokeromyces recurvatus, 1735 nucleotides long. Its product is annotated as nucleotide-diphospho-sugar transferase. Gene Ontology annotation, biological process: cytoplasmic translational initiation; biosynthetic process. The coding region runs from base 143 to 1495 and encodes 450 amino acids. NCBI's taxonomy places the organism in Eukaryota, Fungi, Mucoromycota, Mucoromycetes, Mucorales, Mucoraceae. The transcript has 10 exons. Gene Ontology annotation, molecular function: translation initiation factor activity; guanyl-nucleotide exchange factor activity. Gene Ontology annotation, cellular component: eukaryotic translation initiation factor 2B complex; guanyl-nucleotide exchange factor complex. The record is from RefSeq and is a predicted model, not a curated record.